Ceratosolen solmsi marchali is the source of this 2442-nucleotide messenger RNA. RefSeq lists its product as uncharacterized. The transcript is spliced from 6 exons. Gene Ontology annotation, biological process: phosphatidylinositol phosphate biosynthetic process; intracellular signal transduction. The record is from RefSeq and is a predicted model, not a curated record. Lineage: Eukaryota; Metazoa; Arthropoda; Insecta; Hymenoptera; Agaonidae. Bases 101 to 1606 code for a protein of 501 amino acids. Gene Ontology annotation, cellular component: phosphatidylinositol 3-kinase complex. Gene Ontology annotation, molecular function: 1-phosphatidylinositol-3-kinase regulator activity.
UUUCUGAAUAUGUGAUCGAAUCGUCUAAUAGUUAAAUCGCAAUUGGCAUUGUUAUGCUAAACGAGGCUCUUGGGAUUGUAGUUCCCGCAGUUGAGCCGUAAUGCUGACAGUAAUGUGCCCGAACUGCAGGCAUCGCUUUCCUGCCCCGGACUGCUGCAAUACUAGCGAUGUUCCGGACACUGAGACUGCCAAUAUCGAUCUCCAGCCCCACUCAGUAAACACGUCUGGUGGGUUUCUACUUCUUGACGCCACGAACUGCGCCAAUGAUCAACAUCGACAACAAGUGACAAUCAGCACUCAGUGUGGCAUACAGUCAGGCGGUUGCUUGAUACAAAGCAACAAUGCCGAGGUGGUGGUCCUCGCAAGCACGUCAUCGCCGCGUCUGGAGGUGAGGUCGAAGCUCUCGGGCGGCGGCUGUCUUGUUCAGAAACGACCAGAACCGUGUGCCGAAGAGUUAAGUCCACUGCUCAUUGGCGAGGAGCUGCUUAGGAGUAGCUUCGAGCGCGCCACCGAGUUCCAUCGGAGCCACUCGACUGCCGCAAGAUUGGAGGCACCCCCGAGUGGGUGUCAAGAACUUCCGGGAACGAGACGUAAUGGAUCUACGGGAAGCUUUUGCGAUUGCCGUUGUUGUUGUUAUUGUCGAUGCUGCUAUCCCUACCAUAGGGGCGGUGUCGAUAUUGGUUGUAGGCGAAACUUGUGCCAAGUUACCUCUAACAAUGGCACAAGGACCUCCGAUGAUGCCUGUCACAGGAAUGUCACCGAUAGCAACUCCAAAUACCCCGGUGAUGUGCGUAUCCAGUUGAAUGCUACAGUACGCUUACCUUCGGUGAGUACCACUACUGCCACUCUCGGCAGUUGCACUCUUAAUAUAACGGCUUCAGCGACGUCAGCCGGUGGCUCAGAGUCGAGCAAAGGUCUUCUCGGACCUCGUAACAGUCUCAACGGGGGUGGCAUUGUGAGCGGGCAUCAUUACGGGGCCGGGAUUAGUGAUACCGUCAACAGAGAUGAAUCGCCCUGGAUACCUAUGUCCUUGAUGUCGGCUUGCCCCUGGGAGUGCGACACCACCUAUUUGCCGGAGAAGGAUGUGGCGCGGCUUGCGGAGGUACGCAGACUCCUGCAAACCUGCGGCUGGUACCACGAGGGAUUGAGUUGGCAGCAAAGCGAAAACCUUCUUAAAGAUGCGCCUGUUGGCAGGUGGCUUAUGAGGGAUAGUUCCGACAGCAGGUAUACAUUUGCAAUAUCUGUUCAGACUGCACGAGGUCCAACAUCAGUACGCGUGUUUUACUUCAUGGGGAAGUUCCGCCUGGAUGCGGAGCCCCGAUUAGCUCUAACAAUGCCCCUCUUCGACUGUCCAAUAAAAAUGCUAGAAUACUACUGUGAGUACUCAAAGCAUGUGGACGAUCACCGUCAAGAGGUUUGGCUCGACUAUAGUGGCCAGAUCUAUUCACAAAUCUACUUGUCAGAACCUCUCGUAAAGGAGGUUCGCUCACUCUCUCAACUUGCACGCAUUGCCGUCAAUCAAGGGAGUGCGCGCCUCGAGAAAGACAUGGAGAGGCUUCCACCUGUCAUCAGAAACUAUCUUAAGGAAUAUCCGUACACCUUGUGAGAGUGAUAGGCGUUUAUUUAUGUAUUGGUACAAUAUUUGUUUUUCGUUUUGAAAAGUCCCCUGUAUGUUUAGAUAAAGAUAGACUCUUACUAUUACUGACAUUCAUAUCAACGUUAUUUCUUACAUUCUUGUUUUCGGUCAUCUUGUUAUCUAACCUUUAACAGCGAAUACACAAAGGCUAAUUCAUUUUUUAGCGUUACUCUACAAUUUGAGGAUGUCAUAAAAUAGCAAAAUAAUCAUAAAGCGCGAUUGUCAUCUAUUUUCUAUUUUUAUGUGUUUAUACUAAUAAAUACUUCUAAAAAUUGUCAAAAACGUACAAGUAUAGGGAGACGUCGCCUUCUUACUAAAUGUAAUUUAUAAGAUAAUAGAAUAUUACAUCGGAAGAAUUAAGUGAAAAUUCUUAACUUAUUUCUUUUAUAUGAAUUAAUACAUCGAAGUAUCGUUCCAAUAGUUUGUAUUAAAACAUUCGAUUUUACUUUGUAAAUUUUUCGUGUGGUUUUUCUUAAGAACCGUGUUAUAUUUUAUUUAUUUGUAUGAGCUAGCGACAUGGAAAGAGGGUGUAAGAAUUUUAGAAUCUAAUGUAUCGAAAGACUGAAAGCUUAAAAUUUAAGUUGUUUGUACAGAAAAAAGAUUAGUUAUUACAUGUAAUGAUUAGAUUAGAAUUGCAGAAUGCUCUAAGCACAAGUAUAUUUUAAUAUUUUAAAAAAUAAUAUCUUACAUUUGAUACUUUCGAUAUUUUAUUUUUCCCAAAUUCAUAACCCUCUUGCCUAAUAUCUUAAUGAAAAUUAUCAUACUUAGUCUAGUCAAAUGAUAAACGAUGUAAUAAAAUGUAAUAA